AUGUCUGUAGUAAUAAUUAUAACCCUGAUCCAGCUUGGUAUUACACAGCACCAUACAGGGUUGGCUUGGGACGCUGCCUUGAAAAUUACAAAAGUAAGGUUGGAAUUAUUGUCUGACCCAGAUAUGCUACUCAUGAUCGAAAAAGGAAUUAGGGGAGGGAUCUCGACGAUUUCAAACAGUCAUGGGAAAGCAAAUAACCCAUACAUGGGAAAGAAAUACAACGAUAAGGAAGCAACAAAAUAUAUCACAUACCUAGAUGCUAAUAACCUUUAUGGAUGGGCUAUGAGUAAACCCAUCACAACAGAUGGAUUUAAAUGGAUGUCUGAACGGGAGGUUACUGAUUGGAAGAAAAACCCAUGUAUCUUAGAGGUAAGUGUGGGAUAUCUAAAAGAUCUUCAUGAAUUGCAUAAUGUUUAUCUGUUAGCACCAGAGAGAAUUACGGUCUCCAAAGUUGAGAAACUCAUUCUCAAUAACAAAACAAAGUAUGUAAUACACUAUGAAAACCUCAAGACGUAUGAAAGUCUUGGAUUGAGGAUCACAAAGAUUCAUAGGGGAAUCAAGUUUGGGGAAACUGCAUGGCUCAAACAGUAUAUUGACCUUAUCACAAAUCUCAGGGCAAAGGCAAAUAAUGAGUUUGAAAAGGACUUUUUCAUUGACAAGUUGAUGAACAAUUCCGUCUUCUGUGAGACGAAGGAAAACAUCAGGAGCAUCGUUGAUAUCAGAUUAGUCAACAGCGAAGCAAAGGGAAAGAAACAAGCUGCAAAACCAAAUUUUGCAGUAGCCAUAAACAUGAAAAAAGCUAGUAUUUAACAAGCCUGUGAACUUGGGAAUGUGUAUUCUUGAUUUGAGCAAGACUUUAAUUGAUAACUUUCGUUAUAACUACAUCAAGACAAAGUAUGAAGAUAGGGCAAAGCUAUUGUUCACAGAUACAGACAGCCUAGCCUAUGAGAUCAAAGGGAUUUUACAAAGAGAUGUCAGCUGA
Molecule: messenger RNA, 982 nt
Organism: Porites lobata
Lineage: Eukaryota; Metazoa; Cnidaria; Anthozoa; Scleractinia; Poritidae
Source: the annotation of a GenBank genome assembly